AUGGACUUCCCAGGAUUUCAUCUAAGAUCGCCCGACCGACUUAGGAAUCGUUUCGAAAAAUCCGACGAAGAUGAGGAAGCUGUCAGUCUACCAGGCUUGCCUCCCGAUCCUACUUCAUUCGCUGAAAGCGUCGACGAUCGCCGUCCUCGCGAUAUAUAUGACGUUGGCAUCCCGAUGAAUACUACUAUCUACACUCCUGCCGCUAUUCGUACCCAACAGAAUCGUUCUGAAACCCAAAAUCGUCGCCCAGCCACUCAGAAUCAUACCCACCAAACUUAUAACAGGUUUACACCUAAGCCGGGUCCAUCAAGACAUCAACCCACCAAUACUGACCAGCCUCAAAUAAUCAUCGAAUCUCCACUCACGUCAACCCCAGCUACCGCCCACCCGCCCCGUCACGCCCAAGAUUGGCUGCGUGCUAACUCACCCAACAGCAGCCAUAUACCUCAGACCCAAAGUCAUCCUCCAGACGUAGGACUUCUGACUAGCAGCAGUGAAACGGAAACAGACCAACCUCCACCUAACAUCCUCGAUGAUGAUUCUUCAGAUGACGAUCAGGGCCAUCUUUCGUCAAAAUCGCUGGGAGACUUGAACCUAUCUGCGUUGGACGAUCUAGAAUCACGAUUCGAUGCCAGCCAAUCUCCAGAAAAUCCGCGUCAGAAGAACCCUAAAGUCUAUUCGCAGAAGGCGGCAUCAACCGAAGCACCGAAACCGAAAUCGUGCUUAUCAUCCUCAUCAAGCUCACACUCCACCCUCCAGGCUCAUCUAUCGCGUACCAACUCUCACGACCGAGAUCUUGCGGGCAACAAAAGCCCUCAUGAUCCUUCGGGCAGCCAGCUCACCAGUCCCGGUGUUGGACGCCGGGAUUCAUUUCGGGUUGAGGACUCAUUGACUCUAGAUGAGAUUCGUGAAAGUUUCUCGCGAGAGAUGGGUCCUGAGUUUACCGGGUCCAAGAAAGCUUUGUUUGGGAAAUCUCCUGCUUUUCAGCCUGAACCGGUUCCUGACCGAGAUAACCGUCGUCCGCAAAGCAUCUUGAAGCCAUCUAAUAUCCACAACCGCAUGGGAGCCCUUUUAAAGACCGAUAACAAGUCCAUGCAGUCACAGAUGCCCUUCCGCUCCGCACGGCGCCCUUUUACGCCCAAGCGGUUGACUGAAGUUGCCGACGAUACCACCGACUUAUCUGUACGCCCUAGAAAUCAAUCAAACCAUAUCAAUCAUACUCAACCGGCCCACAUCGCAGAAAGUGAAAGUGAAGCAACCUCAUAUGAUCUGACCACCUUUCCGGGAGCUCGCCAGCAGAACGGUAAUUCUUCGCUAUCAUUCGCGGAACCAUCUCACAAAUUCAACGGAAACAAACUGAACUCCUUCCUGCACAAUCUCAAUGGUCAUUUGUCGGAAGAGAAUCACCAAAUGGUGAAUGCUUUGGCUGAAACAAAAGCACAGCUUGCCCAACUGCAAAUGGAAAAUCAAUCUCUGCGGAGAGGUGUGAUCCCACCUCAUUCAGAUGAUGACGGCGUAACAGAUCGCAGUGGCGUGAUGCAGGAUCACCUGCAGCGCAUGAUUGACGUCCACGAGAGUAUAGCCGAACUCCAAAGCAAUUUCAAUCCAGCCCAACUCGAAGGCGAUCCCAUGUCUCAGUCGGAGUCUGCUGCUCAAAACCUGCUGUCUGAGCGCCGUAUUCACCGGCUUGAGAAUCAACUUCAAGAACGAGACGAAGAGAUAAUGGACAUUCGAAAACAGCUUCUAAAUAGGUCUCCGCCCAACUCCUCGUCACUAACGCAGAUUUUUGACUUGAAAGAUUGCAUCAAAGAUUUACAAGCAGAGCUAGCAACGAAAGAGGACGAAGUCGAUCAACUCAAGGUCCAGCAAAUCCAUAUCGCAGGGCAGCAUGCCAGUACGGUGGCCGAGCAGUCAGCCAAGCACGAGAAGGAAUUAGCCGAUGCACAAGCGACAUUUGAUUCGAAGCUUGCAAUGCUGAAAGAACAAGCUACGGCACUCAUACAGGAGAAGGACAAACAGCUUUUCGAUAUGAAUUCUAGGUAUAAAGAAGUUCGUCGCCUGACUGGCGUCAACGGAAAAAUCCCGGAUGAAACGAAAUCAAAUCAAUCCAAGAGCCAACCCAGCUUUGAAGCUCUCGUGACAGUAAAAAGUGAGCUGGAACAAGUCUUGAAUGGGAAAGGGGAUCAAUCCGUCGGCCGAUCUGCUGAACGCCGUAUCCGAAUGCUUCACUCUUGGAUUCAAAGCGAGAUCUCCAAUAACGGACAACAAACCAGUCAAGAUGACCCGGAACCUGCCAAGCAAAAGGAAGUCAGUCGCCAAUUGUCUCAAGAAAAGGAGGAACUUCGGGCCAAAGUUGAGGAACUAGGCCUAGAGUUAUCCGAAAAAGACCAUAGAAUCGAAGCAUUAGAGGUCUCUUUGAAAGAUUCCGAAGAGGCUCGCAAGGCUGUAGAACUUGAUUAUGCCCAGCUUGAAGCUCAAUUUGACGUCUUGGAAGCAGAAGCAAUAGCCCAGCAAUCGACCAUCUCAGGCCUCGAAGCCAAAUUAUCUCAAGCCCUAAAAUCCACCUUCUCAGAUGUCUCAUCCACACCUCGUCAACGCAGCCCUGGGGGACAACCUGCUAAAAACACUUCUGAACUUUCUAAGGCGCAAGAGGAAAUCAAUCGGUUGAAAAGCUUGAUCAGCCAAUUGGAGAACGCUGCUACGUGUGAAAUCCAAAACAUGAAGAUCGAAGCUUUGGAGACCCACCGACGCGAGCUUGAAGAAAGGCUAGGCUCGCUGCGCAAGCAGACAUCUGCAUUGAUCAGCACGCCAAGUCGGUCAUCAUGCCACUUUCAAUCGAUUAUUAGCAUGCGUACCCCUAAGACACCAGGCAAAAUGCUAGGAAAUAUGACUUCGAUACUGGCAGGCGAUUCAGGGGAUGAAACUAUUGUACCCAUGCUCAAUCAGAUCCACGAACUUCAGCAACAAGUUGAACAACUCCGACAUCAACUCGAUUUGGCCAACAAGAAUGUCGACCACAAGUUGGUUAAGCUCGCUGAAGCCAGCGAAAAUGCAGUGAAAGUGUCAACCGACGCGAUAACGGCCCGAAGGAAAGCCGAUGAUUUUGAAGAAAAGGCUCGGAAACUCGAAGAACGAUUGGAUAAGUUGAUUGCGGACAAUGGUACCAUCGCUCAAGUCAAACAUCGCUUAUCAAACAUCGCUUGCCCUGACUGUGGAGAAAGGUUCGACGCAAAUCAAAUAGUUCGCUUCAGAGUCAUACCUGAGACGCAGGAAUUGGAAUUCACCGAGCCACCCACUGAAAAUGACACAGAGGACCACUCAUCGAGUUUGAAAGUCAAAUUGAUGGAGCUGGAGGCCAACCACCAAACGUCUAAGAGUGAGAUUAUAAAGUUGAAGCGUGAUCUCGAUUCAAGACUCGAUCAAAUUGAGCAGCUUGAAUCGGACCAAGCAAAUCGGGACCAGGAAAUCGAACAAUUGCAGAAUCAACUUUCUGAGGCUCAAGAUGAGAUUGAAAGGGUUUUCAGGAAAUCGAAAGAAGAGCAAGAGCGACUGCAAGAGAAUGAAAACCAGCGGGAAGCUCUAUCCAAUGACAAGCAUGAUCUCGAAGAUCAACUUGAAGCAGUAAAUCUUAAAUUGCACGAAACCGAAGCUCAGCUCUCUCGAGUUACCGAAGCGCGCGACUCGAUGGAUGCUGAAGUCCGAGCUCUUCACAAGCAGCACAAAGACUCCUCUGCUUCGUCGCUUCAAAUUGACCAACUCCAAGAAACCAUCUCGAAACUCGAGACUGACAAUGCAGAAUUCGCCGAGCAACAUGCCUCGCUCACGGCCGAAGUUCGUCAACUCAAGACUGAGCUCGAGCGGAAGGCACACAUGAUUGCCAAUUCUGAGAAAUCGUACCACCGGAUCCAAGCGACUCUCGAAAAACAGACGGUUGACUUCGGGCAACUACAGGACGAGUUGGAGAGGAAGAAGAGCGAGAUUAUCGGCCUGAAUGGGACGAACAAUAAUUUCCUGAAAGAUACCAAGGCUCUUCGAAAAGAACUCAUCAAAGUUAAAACCGAGGCUCAAGAUCUUGACCAUCAUGUGCAAGAGUUGAAAGAUCAAGUCGAUCGUCAGGCAUCAGCUGCGACCAACUCCAAAGAAACAACAAAACUUAAAAACGAGUUAUCGCUGUGUAAAAAGGAGUUGAACGAAUUGAAAUCUCAACUAUCACAUUGUGACCAUGGAACUGAAACCAGACAGGAACUUGACCAAAAACAUAACACUGAAUCCAAAGGAUUGUUACUCAGGAUCAGGUUCUUAAAACUCAUGUUUACUCGAGAGAGUCUCUUCAGGGCCGAUCUGGCUUGUCAAAAGAAGCUAAUCAUGUUGAAACUACGUGAGACUGAGAUUCGAAACGAAGCGAUCCAAGUCGCCUUGUCUAACUUCGGCCUACCAUGCUCGCUAUCUUCCGGCUCUGAUGACAACCAACACCCAGGAAAUUUCACUUUACAUCCGAGCUCGACUGAUCGAUCAUUUAAAAGUGUCGCACUCGCUGUUCGAGCGAUAUGUAAAUUGAAAAUAUUAUCGAAGAAUUGGAAUAAGGAAGUAAAAGUAAAAGAGAAACUCAAAGAGGCCUAUCGCGAAGUCAGAGGUAAAGACUUCAUCGGUGAUUGA
This is a messenger RNA of Puccinia triticina, 4656 nucleotides long. RefSeq lists its product as uncharacterized. The coding region runs from base 1 to 4656 and encodes 1551 amino acids. Lineage: Eukaryota; Fungi; Basidiomycota; Pucciniomycetes; Pucciniales; Pucciniaceae. The record is from RefSeq and is a predicted model, not a curated record. The transcript is spliced from 9 exons.